AUGAUAGACGAGGUAGAAAAUGGCAACACGAUGCCUUACAUGAUGAAAGAUAUCGACGAAGAAUUUUUAGAACAAAACACAACUCAGCAGACGAAUAAGAUAAAACUUCAAAAGGCAGAAGCUGCUAAAUUACUCAUGUCGAAAGAAGUUGAAGACUUUAAACGUAAGAUCGAAGAACAGUCGGGGAAAAUAGAUCGAUUGAAAGAUGAAUUAGAAGGAACAAACGCGAACAUAGAAAAGAUCAACGACGAAGUUCAAAAUUUACAUAAUGACAAGAUCAAGUGGCAAAAGAAAUGUCAGAACUAUGAAUCGGAAUCCAAUCGUUUAGAAAAAGAAAUACAACGCAAUGAAGAUCAAAUCGAAAGUUUGCAAGAAGAAAAAUCUCGACUCCUUAGUGAGAAGACUCGUCUACUCGAACAAGUCAAAGAACUCGAAUACGAACAACAGCAGAUUGCAAACAAACAAAAGCAAUUUGCCGAGCAGGGUGAACGAUUGAAUGAACAAUUGGAAGAAUUGAAAAAAGACUCGGAACAGCUGAACAAAGAAGUUCGACAAAUCGAACGAAAAAUUGGCCAAUGUCAAAGUGAUUUAGCAGAAAUUGAGAGACAACUUGCUGUUGUGGAAGAACGACAACGCGAACUCGAACGACAAUUGAACGAAACUGAAUUGAAUCGUGAUCGUCUUGAAUUAGAAAUGAAAAAAGUCGCCAGUUGCAUUCAACAUAUCGAACAAGCCAUCGAUAUGAAGAAAAAUCGAAUCAAUGAAUACAAUCAAUACAAAGAACAACUACAAGCAGAAGAAAAUCAAGCUCAACUAGAAUUCGAACGUGUUCAACAAACAAAAAGCGACAUACAAAGCAAAAUCAAAGAAUUAGAAGCGAAAGCUCAACUGAGUCGAACAGAGUUGAACAGGUUAAAAGCGUUAAUUGUUAAAGAGGAACAAUUAUCUAAAGAAUUAUUGGAAAGAAAACAAAGAACUGAACGUGACAUACAAGCGAAAAACCAAGAGAGGAUCACAUUGAAUGAUGAAAAACAGAAGCUUUCUCAGAAGUUCACUCUUAAAAACGAUGAACUCAGAAGAGCUGAAGAAAACCACGCAGCACUCGAAGAACGUUUAAAGACUCUGCAAACUGAAUUAAACGCUUUGAAAACGGAUUUGGACAAGCAAAUGAAAGAACGAAAUCAGUUUCAAAUAGAAUUAGGACAAGAAAUCCAAAAGAAACAGCAACUUAGUUUCGAGUUGCACAGUAAGCAACAGCAAUGUCGUACAGCCGAACAAGAUGUCAAAGAACAAACGAAAAAAGUGCAACAAAUUGAAAAGAGUUUGCGACAAAGUGAGGCCAAAGAAGAAGAAGCUCGAGACCAAGAAACCCGAAUCAAACAGCAAGAAAAUCGACUUAUAAAUCAACUUAUAGGACUCCAAGCAAAACUCGAUAGUGCGAAGAGAAAACUGCAGGAAACGAACGCCAAAGAUCAAACCGCUCUUCAACAAGCUCGAGAUCUCGUUGAUCAAUGCCAAAAUGAUGUUGAGAGAACUAAAGUGAUUCUCCAGCAAUGCACAAAUGCUCGAGUAGCACAAGAACAGAUACAUUUCAAAAAGCAAAAGGCAACAAAUCAAUAUCAGGAAGAACUCAAUGCAGCGAAAGAGACUUUAAAAACAGCUGAAGAACAACGAGACAAACAGGUACGCGAGGUAAUCGAGUUGAAGACCCAAGUGGGAAACCAGACUGUAGCUAUUAAUGCCGCAAAAAGCAACUGGGAACGGUUAUCGACAGAUUGCAAAGAAACUACAAAGAAAAUCAAGGAGAAGAACAAAGCGAUCAGCAAAGUUCAGUCCGAAGAUGAUAAGGAGAACAGAAAAAUAAACAGUUUGAAAAGAGAAAUCUCUUCGCUGCAGCAAUCGCAAGAAGCUCUUCAAUCGAAAAUCGAACAAACAAAUCUCGACAUCAGCCAAUACGAAGAACAACUACGUCAACUGGAUCAACAGUAUUCAUCGAAACAGAACGAUAUUAAACAGAUGCAAAGCGAACAAACUGCUUGUCUUGUUGAACUUGAGCCAUGUGAGCAACAACUUCGACAACAACAACAACUGAUUCAUGAGACAGAUCUUUUUUUGCAAAGUGCCGUUCACACUUUAGAAAAUAUUCAAACCAACAAGAAAAACGCUUUUAAAUCAGCGCUGCAAUUGGAAAACGAUCUGAUUGAACAACAACAAUUACUACACCAAGCACAAAAACAAAAAGUCAAAUUCGAUGAAAAACAUGCACAAAAUCAGAUAGAAUUAGGAAAACAAAACCAGCAGAAGGAAAAACAUCAGAACGAGAUUAGCCGUUUGACAGAUAGAAUGAAACUAUGCCAACGGUCUUUCGAUGAGAAACAAAUGGAAUUGGAUGAUUUACAAUCGAAAAUCAAACGAAAAGAAUCAGACAUAUCCAAAGUUCAACAAAAGCGUGACGAACAAGAUCAGAAAUUGGAAAAUAAUCGUAUCGAAUUGAAACAAAUCAAUAGUAAAGUAGUGAACAUUGAUACUCAUAUGGAGAAGAUCGACGAGAAUAUUAAACGAAGUCGAACUAACAAAAGCAAAGACGAGGAACUCCUUAAGAUGAAGAAGACUUCAUUGGAAAAUGCAGAACAAUCGUUGAAACAAAUCUUGGAUAACUACGACGGUAAAGUGAAUCUUGUCAAUGCUAUGAACAAAGUGAGAAUCAAAAGAGAGACAGAACAACAGAAGGUCGAAGAAAAGCUAAGCGAGAUGAAGAGAAAGCAAGCCGUAUUGACAAGAGCAUCUAGUAUACAACAGCGACAAAUUCAACAUUGGAGAAAUGUUUGUGCAACGCAAGAUCCCAAUUUUGAAACAGAGAAUGUUGGACAACCAGCAGAAGUUGAAGCAUCGAAGAUACAUCAAAUGAAACAAACAGACGAAUACAACAAACUCAAUCAAAAUCAUAUGACUCAACUGCGAUAUAAUUACGCUUAG
Messenger RNA from Adineta ricciae, 2976 nucleotides. Lineage: Eukaryota; Metazoa; Rotifera; Eurotatoria; Adinetida; Adinetidae. The record is from the annotation of a GenBank genome assembly.